UACAUAAUGACACUGGAAUCAAUCAAGAUACUUUCAGGUAAUGCUCAUCGCGAGUUUGCCUGCCAGAUUGCCAAGACGCUCAAUAUUGAGCUGGGCAAGUGCGAGUGCGUCAAGUUCUCCAACGGAGAGACGUCCGUGCUGAUCCAGGAGUCGAUCCGCUCAAAGGACGUCUACAUCGUGCAGCCAAUGUGCUCGCCCAACAUCAACGACUACAUCAUGGAGUUGAUGGUGCUCGUGGACGCCGUGCGCCGCUCGUCCGCCAACACCAUCACCGCCGUCGUGCCCUACUACGGCUACGGCAAGCAGAACAAGAAAGAGAGAUCUCGCGAGCCCAUCACUGGCAAGCUGAUCGCCAACAUGCUGCAGGUGGCCGGUGUCAACCGCAUCAUCUCUAUGGAUCUCGAGGCCAGCCAAAUCCAGGGCUUCUUCGACAUCCCCGUCGACAACCUAUACGCCGAGCCACUCAUCGUCAAGUACAUCGAGAAGCACAUCAAGGGCGAGCGCGUUGUAAUCUCGCCCUCAGUGGACGGCGUGAAGCGCGCCAAGCUCGUGGCUGACAGACUCAACUGCGAUUUGGCCAUCAUGGACCGCCAAUCUCGCAAUGACGAGCGCGAGGAGGACGUUCUACUGGUUGGUGACGUCUCCAACAAGAUAGCUGUAAUUAUAGGAAAGCGUACUGAUACAUGUGAGACUUUGGCACUUUCAGCAUCUGUGCUGAAGAAGAGAGGUGGCGCACUCAAGGUGUAUGCGCUCGUGUCGCAUGGAAUACUGAGUGGCAACGCUAUACAGACCGUGAACGACUCGGACCUGGAGGAGAUCGUCAUCACCAACUCGAUACCGGUCGGCAACAAGCUGGACAGUUGUAAAAAGAUAAAGAUGAUCAACGUGGCGCCAAUGUUCGCCGAGGCCAUCCGAAGAGUGGUCCAUGGCGAGUCUGUUACCGCGUCCUCGUCCAAGUUUGUCAUCCUAUAG
This is a messenger RNA of Acytostelium subglobosum LB1, 972 nucleotides long. RefSeq lists its product as hypothetical. Lineage: Eukaryota; Evosea; Eumycetozoa; Acytosteliales; Acytosteliaceae. Gene Ontology annotation, molecular function: magnesium ion binding; ribose phosphate diphosphokinase activity. Gene Ontology annotation, cellular component: ribose phosphate diphosphokinase complex; cytoplasm. Gene Ontology annotation, biological process: purine nucleotide biosynthetic process; 5-phosphoribose 1-diphosphate biosynthetic process. The record is from RefSeq and is a predicted model, not a curated record. The annotation marks the transcript as partial. The transcript has 2 exons.